Naegleria lovaniensis is the source of this 1236-nucleotide messenger RNA. RefSeq lists its product as uncharacterized. The record is from RefSeq and is a predicted model, not a curated record. Lineage: Eukaryota; Heterolobosea; Eutetramitea; Acrasida; Naegleriidae. The transcript has a single exon. Bases 1 to 1236 code for a protein of 411 amino acids.
AUGGUCCAAUCAGUAUCAUCCUCCAACCCUCAUAGCAACAACACGACCAGUAGCAUGAUCUCUCCUCCAAUAUUUUCACCAAGUCAUAAAGUGAAGAGUGGUGGAAACACACACUUGUUCAACAACAAACAUUCAUUCAAGAAUUCUUCACACAGUCAAUAUCAUGGAAAAAUCACAAAGCAACACAAAACAACUGCAUCAUUCCGAAAUCAUCCUGUUGCACAAGCACUCUCUCAGAGAUCUCUGAUGGAAUUCGAUCAACAAUCGGAUAGCAGUAUGCCAAAGCCAGUUCCCUUCACAACCAGAAAGAAGCAACAGAAUGCAUCCAUGUUGUCUUGCAUUCGUGAAAAUACUUGCUCAACGAGUACUAGUUGUGAAAAAGUGAAAUCAACAACAACAACACUGAAAAAUUCUUCCAUGUUGUCAGUCAUGCAACAAUUAACCUUCCAUUCCAUGAAUCCAAAGAGUAAUACUACUGGUACUAACAACACUCCUGUGAGUCAUCCAAAUAAUUCUCAGAUCUCGUCCACUCAACCUUCACAUCUCCCUCAACCAUCUACAACAGCAAAAUACAAUCUCAAAGCCUCCUUCCAUCAAGUCAAUAUCAAAGCUCCCUCUCGAAGUAGUCCAAAAAGAGAUCAAAACUAUCAAAUAUUUCACUUUAAGCUCCAUAAUCGAUCAUCAGGAAGUACAAGUAGUAGCAGCAAUAGCAGUGGUUGUGAAGCUGGCUCAGCCACACAACAAGCAUGCCUUACUACUAGUGAAAGGAUGCCUAUGAGACAUAUGACGACUCCACUCCUCACUCCCAUAUCAUCUUCCUCUCAUACGAUGACCAAUCCACCAACAAUACCACAUCAUCAUCAUCAACCAGCCUCAUGUUCCUCCUCGGUAAGCAAUACUCCUAGUGUGGGUACCUUUAGCUCUCAACAAAGUGGUACCUCCCAUCAUCAUCAUCAAGAUGAAGAAGAAGAGCCUCUUUUCAUCAUUCUCUCUCCAUUCCGAGAAAAUAGUUCGGAAUCUCCUCUCACUCUCAAAAUUCCUAGUAUCAAGUAUUUGGAGAGAACCAUCUUUAGUGAACCCAUUUCGAAAAAGUAUUGUGCAGCUUCAACGUCUUCCUUUUCGUCUCCAACCACAACUCGUAAUGAAAUGGAAAAGAUUUUCAAGAAUUACAUUUCGGAAAAAGAACUGCUCACGAGCCAUUUGAAUUUGAACUCGACCCUCUCCAAAAACAUCUAA